This is a messenger RNA of Dreissena polymorpha, 687 nucleotides long. RefSeq lists its product as uncharacterized. The record is from RefSeq and is a predicted model, not a curated record. Bases 1 to 624 code for a protein of 207 amino acids. NCBI's taxonomy places the organism in Eukaryota, Metazoa, Mollusca, Bivalvia, Myida, Dreissenidae. The transcript has 5 exons.
AUGGGUAAAAAACGACUAAUUGAGAUACUGACUGUUAAUACAGAUGACAAGCUUGAACAAAAUGGUGCGCUUAGAAAUGUGGCAGUAAAGGACGCAUGGCAACGACUGCGCCAGAAGAUAGAUGUUAAUGAGUGGAAGGAAGCUGACAAGGUGCUUCAGGAGUUGUCAUGGAACCUCCAGAAGAUCAACCUUUUCAAGGCCGUGUCCUCGGUCCUAGGGAAACUCAAAGCCGCGUUUCAAAACCCAGAUCAAUUCGUCGAAGAAAACGAUUAUUCUUCCUCUGGUACACCCACCCCAAGGGACAAGGAGCAAACCACUCAGUUGCUUCACAUGACCAGCGAUAUGACGCGAGCAAAAGAUGAUAUGGAUAUCAUAAGAGCUUGUCUGGAAACUGUUAAAACUAAACUGGAGAAAGAAAACACAGUGCCUGAAAAUAUCGACACUCCUGUCGGAGCUUCCAUGGAUGUCCAGAGCUGCUUCCAGGUCAUUGUUUCCAUUUGUGAGCGGUGUCAUAAAAAUGGCAGAGAAAUCGAACAACUGAAAAGGAAGACAGAAGCAUAUGAAGCCAAGAACAAAGAUUUAGAAAAGGAAACAAGCGAAAAGCAGGAACAAAUUGACCGGUAACACGCUAGUAUUUAAUUGUAAAAAAACUGUAGGCUUAGAUAUGUUACACAUGCGAGAAAAUAA